UCCUUAGUUUUGGAAAACGAGAAACAAAUAAGAAAAAAAGAUAAAAAAAACGAGAAAGAACGUUGGAAUACUGGCUUUCCACCAUCACGCCCACCGACAAUCGCACGCAAUAAACACACACAUAGCCCCAUGCAUUUUCGAUUCGUGUCGUUCCCAAUUUUGGUUAGAAUCUAUUAAUUCCAACAACGUCUGUUUUCUGGCUUAUAUGGUAAUUACCAUAUUUUCUUCUCUUACCCCAACUAGGGUUUGUUUGAUUAUGCUUUCAAGCGUCCUGUCUGCUCACAAUACACCCCCAAAAAAUGGUGAGACGUUUUAGUCGUCGUCCUAAAUCCUCCUCCUCUGACAACAAUCCUGAGUUUUUCAAAGUUUAUUUUCCCCAGAAGAGCUCUCAGCAACUGUGUGUACCACCAGAUUUUGUCAAGCAUUUUAAUGGAACAAUACCAACUAAGGCCAUCCUUAAAGAUCUCUGUGGGAAAUUUUGGCAUGUGGAGAUGGAAGAUGUUGAAAAUGGUGUCUUUAUUAAGAAUGGCUGGCAAAGCUUUGUGAAUCAUUAUUCUAUAGAGCUCGGAGACUUCUUAGUUUUUAGAUACAAUGGAAAUUCUAUUUUUGAUGUUAGAAUAUUUGGUAAGAGUGGAUGUAUGAAGGAAAAUACUUUAGCUAUUGAGAAGACUGCCACACGUGUCAAGAUUGAAGAAGAAACAGAAGCAGAGCAGACUUCUCCCAAGCACACUAACGUUCGCAAGAGAAAGUAUUCCGAAGUAGGCUGCAAAAUAUCUCCAGAAUCAAGAGGUUUACUUGGACCAAUUCAGCUUACGCCACAAAGAAUUGUUUCAGAAACCAUUCAAGAGAAGAAAAUCUUUAAUGCAGGACGGAUGACCUCACCAAAAAAUCCUUAUUUUAUUGCAACUCUCCCUUCGUCAAGGUUAAGGCCAGCCUCCGUGACCAUUCCUAAAAGCAUUGCGACCAAUAAUGAUAUUAAAAUCAAUCCACAAAUGGUGUUAUGUGAUCAGGAUCGGAAGUCGUGGCCUGUGAAUAUUGUUCCAAGGAAGGAUGGUCGGCUGAAUUUCUCCCAGGGGUUUAGGGAUUUUUUGCAGGAUAACAGUAUCGCGUUAAAUGACAAGUGCCUAUUUGAGUUUCUUCCUGACAGAGAAAGAAGCAGGGGCAGAGAAAUACAGGUACAAAUUAUCCGCGCAGGAGCAAGAACACGGAAAACCCCAUAAAAAGAGUGCUGUGAAUUUGGGGCAUGAACACGGAACUUUGAACUCACAUUUUUUCACAUGAAUUGCUGCUCUUGUAAUUAAAUCGCUGAACGAAAUCCACGUUGUGAUCAGGAUUUGGUUUUUGGACUUGAAACCUCCUUGCCUGAUAUGUAAAUAUUUUCCUUUUUCAAUCACUCUAGAGAAUAGAUUGUUGUCUCUCUUGUAA
Messenger RNA from Cornus florida, 1425 nucleotides. RefSeq names its product putative B3 domain-containing protein At5g66980. Gene Ontology annotation, molecular function: DNA binding. Bases 300 to 1220 code for a protein of 306 amino acids. The transcript has 4 exons. Lineage: Eukaryota; Viridiplantae; Streptophyta; Magnoliopsida; Cornales; Cornaceae. The record is from RefSeq and is a predicted model, not a curated record.